Molecule: messenger RNA, 1335 nt
Organism: Talaromyces atroroseus
Lineage: Eukaryota; Fungi; Ascomycota; Eurotiomycetes; Eurotiales; Trichocomaceae
Exons: 1
Coding region: 1-1335 (444 amino acids)
Biological process (GO): tRNA methylation; cytoplasmic translation
Cellular component (GO): cytoplasm
Molecular function (GO): tRNA methyltransferase activity
Source: RefSeq, a predicted model, not a curated record
AUGGGAAAGGCAUCGAAAGAUAAACGCGACGCCUAUUAUCGGCUAGCCAAAGAACAGAACUGGCGAGCACGUUCGGCUUUUAAGUUAAUCCAGAUCGACGAGCAAUUCGACCUCUUUGCUCAUGCAGACCCGGAUAGCGUCACGCGCGUGCUUGAUCUUUGUGCUGCUCCUGGGAGUUGGAGCCAGGUUCUAAGUCGCGUGCUGAUCAAAGGAGAAAGCUUUGGACGCAGGGCAUGGCUAGAAAAACGUCGUCGCGACAAGCAGGCUCUGGAACGACUCGAACGGAAGGAAGAGGAACAGCAAGGCAAUAUUGAAGGGAAACCAUCUCAAGACGACGAUGAAGCAGAGGAAGACGAAUCUGCAGUACUAAAACCACGAAAAAAUGUUAAAAUCGUUGCAAUCGACCUUCAGCCCAUGGCGCCAUUGGAAGGUAUCACUAUGAUGAAGGCAGACAUAACCCAUCCAUCUACAAUCCCUCUGCUCCUGCGUGCUUUAGACCCGGAAGAUUACGACGAGAAUUUUCAGAAGCAGGAGGACGAUACAGAAGCUCCCUCCAGACUCCCAUCACGGCACCCGCAUCCAGUGGAUUUGGUGAUCUCAGAUGGAGCGCCGGAUGUCACGGGUCUUCACGAUCUAGACAUCUAUAUCCAAUCCCAAUUACUAUACGCAGCUUUAAAUCUAGCCAUCGGGGUUCUCCGUCCAGGUGGUAAAUUCGUGGCCAAAAUAUUCCGCGGCCGCGAUGUUGACCUCCUCUAUGCGCAAUUGCGGACUGUGUUUGAGAAAGUUUCUGUUGCUAAGCCGCGCAGUAGCCGAGCAAGCAGUCUAGAGGCAUUUGUUGUUUGUGAAGGUUUCAUGCCACCCAAGGACUUUGACUCUGCUCAUGCGCUUCACAAUCCCAUGUUUGGAGGCGCAGCUACCCCUCAGCCCAAUGAUGAUGGUACUGUUGGCUCUGAUAUUCUAGAAGAGGAUGGGAACGACGACGGGAAGAAUCAGCAAAUCCCACUUAUACGCCCUGUUUCAACGAUUACUAGCAAUGACACGCUACUUAAUACAAACGACUUGACCCGUACUCUGGCCCUCGAUCAACUUACUCUGUCUGAACAACUUUCGCAUCGUCGUCCACCGCACGAAUCUCGCUGGAUCCCGCCCUUUAUUGCUUGCGGGGACCUUUCUGCAUGGGACUCUGAUGCAUCGUAUUCUUUACCUGAAGGUUAUGUCAGUCUUGAUCCUGUUCAGCCUCCAACUGCUCCCCCAUAUAGGCGAGCUUUAGAGAUGAGGAAGGAACAAGGUGGAGCAUACGGAAAAACGAAGUUGGGAGCUACUGGCCGCGCAUAA